GCUCCUCCGUACUCUUCUCCCAGUUCUUCAUCCCCCAAUCUUCUAUCGGCUUGCGGUCGGUGACUUGCACGCGCUCACCGAUCUAAGAAAGCCAUUCGAGUCAAAUUUGACAUCGCAUUUCGGCCGCCAAGCUGUUUUCGCGACUCUUCAAUUUCGCCGCAUCACCGUUCCAAACAACAACAAUGCCUCCUCCGGUGAGCGACGUGUCCGAUGACGAGUCGACUGGCGAGUCUAUUCCUUACGAGGAGGCCCCCGCACCCAAGAAGCAGGCAAAGAAGCAGGCCGUUGACGAUAACGAGGAUGAUGAGGACGAGGACGAAGACGAAGAAGAAGACGUUUACCACGUCGAGAAGAUCGUCAGUCAUGAAUGGGGCAAGAAGGGCGAGCUGCUCCUGCAGGUGAAAUGGAAAGGAUAUGAUGACCCCGCCGACAUGACACUUGAACCAGAGGGAAAUCUCGAUGGUGCGCAGGAGGCGGUCGAUGAGUACUUUUUCAAACUGGGUGGCCGUCCGGAGAAGCCUCAAACCAAGAAGCGCAAGUCCUUGGGAAGACCUCCUAAAUCAGCAACCCCCGAGCAGACACAACCGAACAAGCGGAGAAAGUCUCGAGCAAACGAGUCACCGGAACCCCAAGCAGCAGAAGAAGACAGUGAUUCCAGCUCGUGGGUGCCCAAGUCUAAGAGCUGGGAGAAGGAGGUGGAUAACGUCGACACAAUCUUCCGCGAGCCGGGCUCGGGGAACCUGCUUGCCAUCUUGAACUGGAAGAAUGGCAGAAAGUCCAAGGUCCUUAUUGAAACUUGCUAUGAAAGAUGCCCUCGAAAAAUGCUUGACUUUUACGAGUCUCAUUUGGUCUUCAAAGAAGGUUGAGAUACCAGGUGGAGUCUGCCGUCUCUUUCCCUCCCAGCAAAUUGGGUGGAGCAUCCAGGCAUUCGCCUUCUUCUUCCCUUGGUAAUCUCCCCAAUGAUGCGAUUACUGGUCACGAAGCGUUGACAACGAGCCGUGCAUGUGGGUGUUCUGUUGGGGCGUUUCUGACCACCAUUUACAAAUGCUAUGACUGUAAGAUAAACCCUCUUUUGGGUAGUUCUUGGACAUGAGAGGUCAGCGGAGGGCCCAGAAUGUCCCAAGAUGAAAGAGCACUUGCACACAUCUUGAAAUGCUUCUUUCUUCCGUUGCCAUCUUCGUUAUAUUCCCGGGUCUUUCUCUGAGUUUUGUUCCUCAUUUGUGUCGCCUAGCGUUCCUCUGUAUUCUAGUUGCAUUUCCAGUUUGCGGUGGAGUUCUUAUUCAAUGGUUUCUGUCUCAAGACCGGCAGCCCUUGCCAUGCUUAGAUAUUCCCACCUAGC
Aspergillus brunneoviolaceus CBS 621.78 is the source of this 1339-nucleotide messenger RNA. RefSeq names its product chromo domain-containing protein. The transcript has 7 exons. The coding region runs from base 183 to 866 and encodes 227 amino acids. NCBI's taxonomy places the organism in Eukaryota, Fungi, Ascomycota, Eurotiomycetes, Eurotiales, Aspergillaceae. The record is from RefSeq and is a predicted model, not a curated record. Gene Ontology annotation, biological process: chromatin organization; negative regulation of transcription by RNA polymerase II. Gene Ontology annotation, molecular function: chromatin binding. Gene Ontology annotation, cellular component: pericentric heterochromatin; nucleus.